AUGGCCCAGAUCAAGUCUAGGAGCAGCUCUGGCUGCUCCUCCAUCGGUCUCGGCGGCGGUGGAGGAAGCAAGCGCAAGGCCGAGUCACGUGUCGACGACUCAGACAGAUGUGCACGUGACACACGUGACCGGCCCGCAUCGUGGGUCGCUGCUUCGCCUCGAUCUAGUGAACCUCCAUCUUCAGCCACUUCAGGCACAACAGCAACGCUGACGCCGACCGAGUCCGCCUCCCCUUCUCCCACGACGAGUCCUGCUGCCCCUAGCACCUCGUCAACAUCAAUCCUGCUACUGGCUGAGGCUAUCCCACCGGACAACACCAGCAAUCGGUCCUUCACCAUGAAAACCGCCCGUCCCUAUCGCUCCCACAAAUAUCCGGCUUGUGCCCGUUGUCACAAACGUCGGUCUCGAUGCACCAUUGAAAUCCCCGGACAGGCAUGCUUACUGUGUCGUAUGCACGGUGUGCCUUGCUCUUCUGCCACAGCCAAGAAGGAUGACCGUGUCACUCCCAAGGUUGGCUUCGUCCAUCGUUCUCUGAUUGCCGGCGAUAAGUCUAUGGAAGGCUUUUCUCAUAUCGUCGGCCCGGUCAUCGCACGCGACACCCAAGUUCUGGACCAAUAUCUGCCCCAGUCAAAUGGCAUCCCGGGUCAUGUUCCUAUCCAGCCGAGCCUUGGGAGACGGGAGUCGCAGAAGGCAAUCUAUCAUGUACCUAUUCCCCCCAGGAGACCCAGCCCGGCAGACUGUAAUUGCACCAGGAAUAUGCCGAGUGAAUUGCUUGAACAAGUCGACCCUUUUCUGGAUAAAUUGUUAGCCAACUAUUACGAACAUUUUCACCCCUGUUAUCCAGUGACCGAGGAAGAAUGUGUCAUGUCGCGCCUCAAGGACAGAAGUCAGCUACCCCAGACAUUCCUCAUCAACAUAAUAGCCUAUGCGCUGUUUUAUUGGGAUGCGUCACCUGCAUUGGCGGGCUAUGCCAGACCUGAUCAGGAUUUUGCCUGGCAAACGGCAGUCGCGGCAAAUAUCGCCGACAUGCAAAAGGGCGACUUGGCUACCAUCAUAUCAACUUGCAUCGACAUCUCCGGGCGACCGUCGCGGUGUCUGGUAAAGAAUGUAGCAGAAGUUGCUCGGGCUGUCGCCCUGUCGCAUGCCAUCGGCCUGAAUCACGACUGUAGCGAGUGGAAGAUAAGUGACACUGAAAAGAAAAUCCGAUGGAAGGCUUGGUGGGGAGUGGUCAUACAGGAUAGGUGGUUCAAUUUCGCUCAGGGGACACCACCCUAUAUCUCGAAGGGCCAUUAUGAUGUUCCCCUUCCGACGGUUGAGCUGCUCACUCAAGGUAGAGGAGGUUCUGUUAAACAUGUCCGCGCAGCCGAAGUUUACAUCCAUCUAUGUCGGUUGACGGAAAUCGUCGGAGAUGUCCUUCCACUUAUCUAUCAUAUACGGUCAGGAAACGACAGCAUUGCCGCUGAGCAAACCUCGAGAUCAGAAAUUGAGCUCAACCGUUGGAUGGAAAGCCGUCCGAGUUGGCUGAAUUUGAACGAUUUCAACAAUCGGCCCCAAGUGCCGGGCUUGGUUAACCUGCAGCUUUCGUAUCUCUCCGUGCGCAUGCUUCUCCGACGCAUAGCGUGGCACGAGAUCAGCCAACGAGAGAGCGAUCCUGCCUCGUCAUGGCUGCUCGGCUGCCAGGCAGCUGCAGAGGAUAUUGUUCGAUUUGUCUGUUCAUUACACAAGCAAGACUUGAUGGGCUUCUGGUUGCCCUACAAUGCUCAUCAUUUCACUUCUGCAGUGACACUACUUCUCCGGUGCGCGCUUCAGACAAGUUACUCGAAUGUCCGGACACAGUGCAUGGGAAGCGCCCGAACACUCGUUGACUGCCUGAGGAAAUACCAAGAGGAGCAUCAAUGGGAUCUUGCAGAGACGGCACUCUCACAAAGCGAGACUGUGCUGAAACGCAUCGAAGACUCGCUACCCAAAACGCCGAUUGCCGGGACGCCCAACUUGCCCACUGUAUCGAUGCGCGCCGAACCAACUGACACCCGCGGCUAUAUGGAUGAGCACAUGCUUGGUGAUCCGCUGCCGGAAGAUGUUUUCACCAUGCAAGGCCAAGGGUCGAUUGAGGAAUUGUUCCCUGAGAUCUUCUCAGAUUUUACGGACACUGCCUUGUUCGCUAGCUCGAUUCAUAGUGAAUACCACGAUUAA
Cladophialophora bantiana CBS 173.52 is the source of this 2193-nucleotide messenger RNA. RefSeq lists its product as uncharacterized. Gene Ontology annotation, molecular function: DNA binding; DNA-binding transcription factor activity, RNA polymerase II-specific; zinc ion binding. The transcript has a single exon. Gene Ontology annotation, cellular component: nucleus. Gene Ontology annotation, biological process: DNA-templated transcription. Lineage: Eukaryota; Fungi; Ascomycota; Eurotiomycetes; Chaetothyriales; Herpotrichiellaceae. The record is from RefSeq and is a predicted model, not a curated record. Bases 1 to 2193 code for a protein of 730 amino acids.